UAACACCACCCAAUGUUUCCAUCAACAAGAGAAAAACAAUUCUCUGCAUAAUAAUAAUAAUAAUAAUAAUAAUAAUAAUAACUCCUAUAUUCAUCAUAAUAUUACUUCGUUGUUAUUGAUUUUCACUUUGUAUAUAAUUUCGAAUUUUAGGGUUUUGGUUUGUGAAAAAUUAAUAAAAUGAGGAGGGACAUGGAAUUCGAGCGUGUUCUUAGUUACUUCGAUGAAGACGGUGACGGGAAGAUUUCACCUUAUGAGUUAAGAAGUAGAAUGACAAAGAUCGGAGGAGAAUUUCUAUUGAAAGAAGCGGAAAUUGCUAUUGAGUCAUUGGAUUCUGAUGGUGAUGGGUUAUUGAGUUUGGAGGAUUUGAUAACCCUUAUGGAAUCAGGGGGCGAGGAAGAGAAAUUGAAAGAUUUGAAGGAGGCUUUUGAAAUGUAUGAUACGGAAAGGUGUGGGUUCAUAACACCUAAGAGUUUGAAGAGGAUGUUGAAAAAAUUGGGGGAUUUUAAGUCUAUUGAGGAAUGUAAAGUUAUGAUUGGUCGAUUUGAUUUAGAUGGGGAUGGUGUGCUUAGUUUUGAAGAAUUCAGAGUUAUGAUGGAGUGAUUAAUGUGAUGCUUGCUAUGUCUAUGUGUUGUUCAUUGUGUCUACUGUCUACUGCCUGGUUCGUUUCAUUCAUUCUUUUGUACAUUAUUAUGCCUAAUUAGUUUUCAGCUAUGUAAAUUUAUAUAAAUCAUUCAUUUUGUAAUUUGUUUUCUAGCACUCAAUAAUAAUAUCAGUCAUGGAAUACUAACUUUGUGUUAUAAAAUGGACUAAAAAGAACUAUGAAGAACAGAGAAGAUGAGAUUUAUUUA
Cicer arietinum (chickpea) is the source of this 848-nucleotide messenger RNA. RefSeq lists its product as uncharacterized. The record is from RefSeq and is a predicted model, not a curated record. Gene Ontology annotation, molecular function: calcium ion binding. NCBI's taxonomy places the organism in Eukaryota, Viridiplantae, Streptophyta, Magnoliopsida, Fabales, Fabaceae.